Messenger RNA from Closterium sp. Naga37s-1, 1578 nucleotides. The record is from the annotation of a GenBank genome assembly. NCBI's taxonomy places the organism in Eukaryota, Viridiplantae, Streptophyta, Zygnematophyceae, Desmidiales, Closteriaceae.
AUGGCUGACGCGGCGACAGCUGAUUCGCCAGCAGUGCGAGAGGUAGCUUCAGCAGCGCAGGGAGCGGAGCCGGCGGCGCCGGGAGCAGCGGCGCCUCGGUCGGUGUUGGUUCAGAAUGGGGUGGCGAAGGUGUGCCAGAUGUCGGCUGCGGACUUGCUGCGGUCUUACCCGCGAGGUGCAUACACCACAGCGCGCACAGUGGGUGUUCACUCCGUGCUCGAAUUCGACAUGCACGUGCAGCGACUGGUGGAGUCAGCAGGUCUGAUGGGUCUGGCAGUGGUGCCUGGUGGUGCGACGGGGGAGAGCAGUGGGCAUCAGGAGAAGGGGAGGGAUAGCUGUAGGGAUUCCCCUGACGCCCCUGCACCUCCUGUGCACACUGCUUCUGCUUCUGCUGCUGCUGCUGCUGCUGCUGCUGCUGCUGCUGCUGAUUCACAACUGACGUUUAAAAGUCUCCGUCCAGUGAUCAAGUCCGCCUUUGCACAGGCAAUAAAGGAGUUCCUCCAUUGCAAUGCCACUCUCCCACAUGCCACCACCACCAGCACUGCAACUGCCAGUCAAGCCACCCCUGCCGCCUCGACUUCUGCCGCCGCAUCCCCACCCCCCACUCUUGCUCCACCCUCCUCCUCCUCUUCCCCCUCCCCCUUUUCCUCCCCCUCCCCCUCCUCCUCGUCGCGUCCGCCCAUGGAAGUGCGCCUGACAGCGCUGCUGGCACCGCCCUCCUCGCCCUCCUCUACCCAGCCGUAUGACCUUUUUGUGCACGCGGCGCCGCUUCCCCCUCCGCCGUCGCCCCCUGUGCGGGUGGUGGUGGCGGGGCGGCCGCGCAAGAAUCCAGCAGCUAAGGACUCGGCAUGGGCGCGGGAGAGGGCGGCACUGGAGGAGGUGAAGAGGCAGCAGGGGGCGGAGGAGGUUCUUCUGGUGGACAGCGACGGCAGUGUUCUAGAGGGCAGCACCAGCAACUUCUUUGCGGUGGAGGCAGGCGGUGUGGUGGUGACAGCAGAGGAGGGCGUGCUCAAAGGCACCAUUCGUUCCCUCAUCCUCUCCGUCUGCCAGCAGCAAGGGGUGCCAGUGCAGCUGAGGGCACCCCAGGUGGGUGAGGCGCACAAGUGGCAGGGGGCGUUCAUCAGCAGCACCUCUCGCCUGCUGUUGCCCCUCGAUACCAUCCUGCUGCCUGCUUCCAAGGCACGUGCAUGUGGCAGGGGUGUGGGGCGUGGGGUGUGGGGCGUGGGGUGUGGGGCGUGGGGUGUGUGGCGUGGGGUGUGUGGCGUGGGGUGUGUGGCGUGGGGUGUGUGGCGUGGGGUGUGUGGCGUGGGGUGUGUGGCGUGGGGUGUGUGGCGUGGGGAGUUUGGCGUGGGGCAUGGGGUGUGGGGCAUGGGGCGUGGGGCAUGGGGUGUGGGGCAUGGGGCGUGGGGCAUGGGGUGUGGGGCAUGGGGAGUGGGGCAUGGGGCGUGGGGCAUGGGGUGUGGGGCCUCGGUGUAUGGGGCAGGGGUCAUGGAGUAUGAAGCAUGGGGCAGGGCACAGGAGGCCUCUGGGAUGUGGCAUGGGGCGUGGGGCAUUUUGCAUGGGGCGUCAAGCGCAUGA